Messenger RNA from Brassica oleracea var. oleracea, 1728 nucleotides. RefSeq lists its product as uncharacterized. The record is from RefSeq and is a predicted model, not a curated record. Lineage: Eukaryota; Viridiplantae; Streptophyta; Magnoliopsida; Brassicales; Brassicaceae. Gene Ontology annotation, biological process: signal transduction.
UUAUCCUUCUUCAUUUUUCAUGUCUUCAACACAUAUUUCAAACAUAACACAAAAUGACGAACUUCUCUCGUUCGUGGAAACAUGAUCAAGUGUUCAUCAGUUUCAGAGGUAAACCUCUAAGAAAAAAUUUUGUGAGCCAUCUAAAAGAAGAAUUAAAGAGGAGAAAAAUCAACUUUUUCAUUGACGAGGAUGAGACGAGAGGGAGACGGAUGACAACACUCUUUGAAACAAUCAGAGAGUCAGGUGUUGCACUCAUACUCUUGUCAAACAAGUACUCCGACUCAGAGUGGUGCUUAGACGAGCUUGUAGAGAUCAAGAAGCAAAUGGAGACGGGGUAUCUUGACGCUUUUCCUGUAUUCUACGAAGUGAAAUCUGCCUCCAUCAAGAGCCAGACUGGUUGCUUCGGUAACACUCUCCUUAAAACUGAGAAUAAAGUUCGCAGAAAAGUUGAUCGUGGAAGCUACAAGUCCAUACUUGAAACAGAGGCUAGGAUUUGGGGAUGGAGGCAAGCUUUAGUCUAUUAUAUUGGUGGAUCAUUCGGCUUUUCUCAUAAAAAAGAAGACCCGGACGGGCCUUUAAUUAUUAAUAUUGUGGUUCAACUUAAGAAAAUGUUAGAUGAAAUUUCUUAUCGAAGAAAUUAUCUUUUUAUCAUAGAGAAGUCUCUGAUGCAUCCCCAGGAGGCAUUAACGUCCUUAUUACAAGCUCUAAACAUUAAGAAGUAAGAUCUUGAAGAUCUUAUUACAAGGCCGUUCAUUCAGACCAGAGGCACUGAUCAUCUGGUUUUUCUUGACCUGAUCUCUCUUAAAAAUCCUAUCCUCGGUCAGCGGCUGAUCAAGCGUGUUCAGGAUGGAAUGAUUUUCUUGGUGUUGCUAGGUUCUGUUGACGGCUCCGUUGAGGAUGUUGAUUUCAAGCCUCGCUUGUUGUCCAGGAAACCUCGACUAUUUCCUGGUAACAAGCUUAUUGUCUCCCCUCAAGAAAUUGAAGAGCAACGCUACUUUUCGCCAGUUCAAGUCAGCAAUGUGUUAGCAAUGGCAGAGAGUAAUGAAAAUACUCGGAAUCGUCUUGGUGUAGAUAAAAACUCCGAUUGUUCUUUGACCUGCUUUUCAUUGUUAUGCAACAUUAUGAAACGUUUUGAAAUGAUGAUAAAUCCUCCUCCGCCUAGAGUGUUCAUCAGUUUCGGCGAGAAGCAGCUCGAAAUGAACCUAGUAAGUUCUCUGAAAACAGAAUUUGAAUCAAACGAAAUCUCGGUAUAUAUAGAAGAUGAGACAAAGGAGAGGAUCAAAGAGUCAAAGGUUGCAAUAGUUGUCUUCUCAGACAAGUACCCUGAGUCACCAGAGUGUCUUGAUGAGCUCGUUGAGAUCAAGAAGCUUAUGGACGCAGGAGAGAUCACUCCCUUCCCUAUUUUCUACAAGCUGAAGGAUGUUCCUAGGCUAGCUCAAUCAGUUAAACAACUGAAGGGUUGUUUCCGUAAUAGGCUUCUCAAGAUAGAACAAGAAGUGCGCAAAACCGUCAAUAGGGACAAUGUGAACUCUAUACUAGAUACCGAAGCUAGAAUCUGGGAAUGGAGACGAGCUAUCUCGUCCAUUUCCUCAAGACCAGGCUUGAGCAAUGAAAAUAGCUCUGAUCCAGUGUUCUUCACUGAUGUCGUGACCAAGGUCAAAAAACUGUUUGUUUAAGGCUAUACCGAAGAAGUCAAGUUCCUAUAUAAUUACUAAUCAAGUGAUUGAA